This is a messenger RNA of Prunus armeniaca (apricot), 306 nucleotides long. NCBI's taxonomy places the organism in Eukaryota, Viridiplantae, Streptophyta, Magnoliopsida, Rosales, Rosaceae. The record is from the annotation of a GenBank genome assembly.
AUGGGCAUAAUCAAUAUCAGGAACGCCAGCAGAUUGUUUGCCUUUAGCAUUAUCAGAGGCAUUGUUCGCAUGGUCGUUAGUGGAAUAAACAGAGGAUCAAGCUCUGUUUAUAAAGGCUUUCUCAGUUAUUUCAAAAGGGUCUUGUUUAUAAAGGCCUUAAGAUUGGUUGGUUGGUUGCAUUGUGUUUUCUUCAACUGGGUCGUGCCAUACGGUACUGGCUGCAAGAUACCGCUCUCCAAUUUUGAGGGCGGUCAAGAAUAUAGGGUUUGUGAUACUUCUGUUGAUAUUUUAUACAAAUUUUGCUGA